Molecule: messenger RNA, 1645 nt
Organism: Glycine soja
Lineage: Eukaryota; Viridiplantae; Streptophyta; Magnoliopsida; Fabales; Fabaceae
Product: transcription repressor OFP1
Exons: 1
Coding region: 136-1299 (387 amino acids)
Biological process (GO): negative regulation of DNA-templated transcription
Molecular function (GO): DNA binding
Source: RefSeq, a predicted model, not a curated record
AACAGACACUAGUAGAGUUAUCUCAUGUCUCAUCCCCACACUAGAGAGAACUAGAAACCAUAAACCAUUCCACACCUUCACAAACACACAAACUCAAAGAAACACACACACAUAGAGUGAGACAGAGAGAGAGGCAUGGGGAAUCACAGGUUUAAGUUAUCAGAUAUGAUUCCAAAUGCUUGGUUUUACAAGCUGAGGGACAUGGGUAAAGGAAGAGAUUCAAGAAAGCAAAACACAACACCCUCUAGGAAAAAGAAGCAAACUUCACCCCCUUCAACCACACAUUCAUCAAUACGAAACCAACCCCACCAACAAAACAACAACAACCCCAGAAAAUCCUACUAUUUCACAAGAGACCUCAAAAUCUCACCCUCAAACACCCCAAAAACUAUUUCCCCUCCUAGAAAAUCAACCAAACAAAGAACCAAAAAAAGAACACCAACAAGAACACCAAAACUUGUCUCCUCCUCAGGUUGUAGCUGCCGCACCACCCUUGAAUCCAUGUGGACCAAAUCAGAUUCACCACAAGAUGAACACUCUUCCUCAUCCCCAUUUGACACCUCUCCCGAGUCACAAUCCCCAGAAUUCAGAACAGACCGUGUUCUUCUCCCAUUUUCUUCAUCAUUCGAUGAAAUGGUGUCCUUGUCCACCACCUCUUGCGCCUCUUGCAGACUCAACACAAACAAAAACAAAAACAACACCACCAACGACACCAUCAUAGACGUGGACAAAAACUCCAUUGCAAGAAAAGAUAACAAGCUUGAUGGCUACUACAAUUACAACACCAACAAUGGCUAUGAUGACACCUUCUCAGAGCUUGAGCUUCCUCCAAUCAUAACCAAGCCAUCAUCCAAGUUACUAAAGAAGAGAGAACUCAAACAAGGGUCCUUGAAGGUGAGAAUUGUGAAGGAACAAGACUCUGCAAUGAAGGAACAGAGGAACCAUCAUGGUUCUUUGAGGAGGCUAUCUGUGAGUUCUCCAGGGGUGAGGUUGAGGAUCCACUCGCCGAGAAUCGCCGGCAGGAGGGGCCGGAAAAGCGUGUCAUCGUCAUCGACGACGACAAGUUCCGGCUCCCGGAGAAGCCUCUCCGAGAGCUUUGCGGUUGUGAAAUCAUCCUUUGACCCACAAAAGGACUUCAUGGAGUCCAUGGUGGAGAUGAUUGUGGAGAACAACAUAAGGGCAUCCAAGGACUUGGAAGAUCUACUUGCUUGCUACCUUUCUCUCAAUUCAGAUGAGUAUCAUGACCUCAUCAUCAAAGUGUUCAAGCAAAUUUGGUUUGAUUUGACUCAACCAAGGUAGUAGUAGUAAAUUCUAAAGAUCUCAAGUUAUUGUUUAAAUUGCAGUUUUGUUAGAAUCCUUUGAUAUUGUAAGAAAUUGCAGAUAAAUUACGUAAACAAAAAAUCCAAAAAUCUUUAUGUUGCGGUCAAAAUCACUGUGGCAUGCCGUUUAUUAAAACCUUGAUGGGGCUCGAGUUGUAUGGAAAUAUGGUUCUCAAAAUUUGUAAUGCUUGAAAGCUUUAUUAAUGUAGACAAAAAUUCUUAAUUAGUUUUCAGGCUUUUAAUUUUUCAUAUAAUUUUUUUUUAUCUGUGUAAUUAUGCAUGUAAUGUAUUUUGGAAAGUUGAAUAGACUCUAGUGCUAAGCCAAA